Molecule: messenger RNA, 2697 nt
Organism: Cryptotermes secundus
Lineage: Eukaryota; Metazoa; Arthropoda; Insecta; Blattodea; Kalotermitidae
Product: esterase FE4
Exons: 10
Coding region: 282-1904 (540 amino acids)
Source: RefSeq, a predicted model, not a curated record
GCCAGUUUUCAGCUUGUACACCCGUGACCGCGGUUGACGUGGCUGGCCAGCAUGACAAGUCGAUUUUUUUGUGUGUGUAGAGUAUGUAUAGGAGAUAAAGCAUCAACAAGAAAGAUAACUUUGACGAAGCAUUACAGUUUUCCUUAGCAAGCAUUACGAUGCAGUUUUUAACCGAUAAGCGGUUAGUUCCUUGCUAGAGGCAGCACACGGCUGUGGCACAAUGUGAAGUUCUGCAGAAAUGAUACGUUACUUGAGAGCGGGAGCGGCUUCUUGAAGCGAACAUGUCGGAUAUUGUGGCUGUUUCUGUUGCGCAAGGGAAGCUCAGAGGAAGGGAGGCGACCACGAAAUCGGGAGGCACGUACUACAGCUUCCAAGGGAUCCCCUACGCCAAACCGCCCGUCGGGCCACUGCGUUUCAAGGCUCCUCAGCCAGCCGACUCGUGGGAUGGGAUGCGAGACGCCCUAGUCGAAGGCCCAACCUGCGCCCAGCUUGAGAUAUUCAAGAAGGAAUUCAAAGGAGAAGAGGACUGCUUGUACCUCAAUGUAUAUACUCCAAAGCUUCCAGGAGGAAGUGACGAGUUCCCGAAGGCUGUCAUGGUUUGGAUUCACGGUGGAGGGUUUACAAUGGGAGAUGGAAACUUCUGGAUAUACGGACCUGACUAUCUGGUCGCCGAAGGUGUCGUCCUUGUCACGCUGAAUUACCGCUUGGGUCCUCUAGGAUUCUUGAGCACAGGAGACUCGGUGUUACCCGGUAACAACGGCCUAAAGGACCAAGUGAUGGCUCUACGCUGGAUUCAACAGAACAUUGCGCAGUUUGGAGGAGAUCCUGGCAACGUCACCAUCUUUGGAGGGAGUUCCGGGGGUUCUUGUGUACACUUUCAUAUGUUAUCUCCCAUGUCUGAAGGACUGUUUCACCACGCCAUAUCUCAAAGUGGGUCAGCCAUCAACUCAUGGGCACUGGACGAGAGCCCGCGGAAGAAAGCGUUUCUGCUCGGGGAGGUGCUGGGAUGUAGGACUAAUGACUCAAACAGAUUGAUGGACUUCCUUCGUACUGUGCCAGUGCGGCGACUUGUAGAGGGCGUCAUCAAAAUUAAAGCGAUGGAGGCGGAGUACCGCGGAAAAUGUUUCUUUGCGCCUGUAAUUGAGCGUGGGAGGAUAGAAGGAGAAGAAAUUUUCCUUAGUGAGCCUCCGAUUGAUGUGGUGACCCAGGGAAGGUCCCACAAAGUGCCCUAUAUAAUUGGAGUAACUUCACACGAAGGCCUGAUUAUGCUUAAAGAGAUUCAGCUGAACCCACAACAACUUGAUAUCUACAAUAAGAACUUCGAGCUACUGAUUAGAAAAAUAAUUCACACCGAACUGAGUGACAGACAGCUGAAGGAAGUGGCCCGGAAGAUCAGGCAGUUCUACUUCGGAGACCGGCCUCUGUGCCAGGAAACCUUGCUGGAGUAUGUGGAUAUGAACACUGACGUUCAGUUUGUCUUUCCUAUCUACAUGCAACUCAAACGACAGCUCGUACACUCUGCAUUCCCUGUAUACUGCUACCGGUUUUCAUUCGAUGGAAAACUGGCGUACAUGAAACACCUACUCGGAAUGACGCAAUAUCCAGGCGUGUGUCACUCUGAUGAGUUAGGAUACUUGUUCCGAAUGGGGCACAUGGACCCCGAUCUGGACCCUGACAGUCCCGAGGCAAAGACACGGUCGAGACUUGUCAAGAUGUGGGCAAACUUCGCGAAAACAGGAUGCCCCACUCCGAAGAAGGACUGGCUCCUGAACGUGAUAUGGAAGCCCACUGCCCUGGGAGAUCGCUGGUACCUCAACAUAGACACGGAGCUCACCAUGCAGCUUCAUUUGAACAAGGAACGUAUCACUUUCUGGGAGGACAUGUUUCGUUCGCUUGAAGAGUAGUCAUCUGAAGUCUCAUUGGCCGGAUGGCCGCAUACUUGGCACGUUAAGUGACAUUUACGUGGUUACUACAUUAUUGUAGUGUUCAUAGGACCGUCUACACAACAAUAAUAUCGACAAACAAAUCGAUACUAGCGUAUAAACAUUCGUUUAUUAGGCACAGCGUUCGCUACAUGUUUCGAAUAUGCUCGCAUCAAUUUCGUUUGUGGAUAUUAUUGUUGUGUAGGUGGUCCUAUUAACGCUACUGUGUGACACACAACAGGAAACGUACCCUGAAGAUUUUGCAUUAUUUCUACGAAUGAGAUAUGCGGUACGACAUUAACUUAAUGAAGCUCACAAGUUAUGUACUGUUUUAUGAGACAGGUCUGCCAAUCAAUAUGCAGUUCGAUUGUAAGAACGUGUAACGGAAGUAAUGACGAUUUACUGGUGUAACGCAUGUACCUUUCAUCUUCUGAGAAGGAUAACCAACGACCUUUUACCAUGAAGCAUUAAUCAGAAUUAAUUAUACACUGAAAUGGCGUUGAUGAGUACAGACGAACCUCUUCUCGAAAAGUCUGACGCUAUCUGAAUGUGCGUAACAGCAAUGCUGAAGUGAACAGUGGUGGUCGUUAGUAGCACGGGAAGACAUAUUUACGUUCGGCCAGUCAGUUUCGUUUUUCUGUUAGUAGUUAAAUUAUGUACACAGAUAUGGGUAACGAGCCGGUAGUCUACAGGCUGGGCGACUGAGGAGUCGGAGUUCAAGUCCCUUUACGGUCUCUUCUCCACGUUGUCCAGACCGGCUCUGGAGUCCACCUAA